Messenger RNA from Medioppia subpectinata, 3108 nucleotides. The record is from the annotation of a GenBank genome assembly. NCBI's taxonomy places the organism in Eukaryota, Metazoa, Arthropoda, Arachnida, Sarcoptiformes, Oppiidae.
AUGAUCACUGAUAGUAAACAGCGUACAACUCUAAAUGGUUUUGUCAAAAAAUUGAUCGCCGAUUUGGCCGAGUAUUUCUCAAAGUUUGACCAAUUAUUGGGUGGCGUUCCCGAAGAGGUGCGGCUCCGGGCAAUGGACGAGUCGGCCACUGACUUUCAGCUAAUAUUUUAUCGCGAAAUGAAACGUGGUUGUUUGGUACGCAUGAUGUCGGUGAAUAUGGUGUCCGUAUGGCGUAACCUACACUUACGAGAGUACGUUAAACUUCAGGCCCAGUAUCGGCCCCAACCCCUGUCCGAUAUGAUUAUGAUAAUGGAUAUUAAUAUGAAACGCGUGGCCACAGUGUAUAAGAAUAUCAUCGAUAGCCACAGCGGCAAUAUAACUGCCGCCCAAGAGCUUGAGCUGAUCCAAUUGGUCAAAGACGUGAAAGAGGUGGAUGAAACAGCACAAGUUUCUAACAAUAAGUCCAUAAGUCCUGUUACUACAGAUCACCCAAUAAUUCCCGUCACUACUGAUCGGCCCAUAAGUAUUAGUACUAAUACUUCGGGCAAAACAUUAAGUGAACGCCUGUUGGAGCCGUUGAUGGAGUCGUUGCCGAAACUGUUUGUCGAGGACUACGUCCAGGAAAUACUAAUGACGGGAGAAAUGAGUGCAGAAAACAUACGAUACGGACAGAAGUACUGGAAGAGAACCAAACAAGUGAUGCUCACGCGUUUAGAAAUGCUAAAACGUGCGCUAACUGUGGCCAUCAAUGAUAACGAGCGCCAGUUUCUGGACCGAGUUGUGUUAGGAAUGGGCCGAAAACUGGACAAAUAUUUGGCCAAUUUUGAACACUUAUUGGGCGGCAUUGAAGACGACAUACUAAUGCACGCGCCCACCGAUACGCUCAUAGAAAACCAUCUAGUACUUUGGCGCGAAAUGAAACGUGGUUCAUUUGUACGGAUGAUGGCCACCGAUUUGGUGCCCCUCUGGCAUAUAUUACAGCUCCGGAAGUAUCUGAAACGUCAGCCCCAAUUCAAGCUGAGCCCGUUGUCUAACUAUUUACUGUAUACAGACUUUAAUAUCGUAGGAGUGUUCAACUUUUAUAAGAGUGUCAUUGACUCUCACGCGACAAAUAUAACCGCCGCCGAAGAGCUCGAGCUCUUUCAAUUGAUCCGUGAAACGAAUGAUCUCGAUCUCAAAUUUCAUAUAAUGCCUAUCCUUCCAAAGGACAAGACUUUAUGCGAUCGAGUGUUUGAUUCAGUAGAGGACGCGAUGGCAAAGAUGUAUAAAACAGAUUUCGUUCAGAAAGUAUUAAUGAACGCAACGCUGACUGAAGAAAAUAUACGGUUCGGUCGUAACUAUUGGAAGCGAUACAAUGAUUUUUUUACGAGUCGUUUUGAGGGAAUCAAAAAAUUGUCCACAAUGGCUCCCAACGAUAAUCAGCGUAAAAUACUAAAAGGGUUUUUAAAAAAUUUGCUCUUUGGGGUUGGCGAGUAUUACGCAAAGUUUGAACAACUAUUGGGCGGCGUUCCCGAUGAGGUGCGGCUCCGGGCAAUGGACGGGCCGGCCAUUGACUUUCAGCUAAUAAUUUAUCGCGAAAUGAAACGUGGUUCGUUUUUACGCAUGAUGUUGGUCGAAAUGGUGUCCGUAUGGCGUACACUACACCUACGAGAGUACGUUAAACUUCAGCCCCAGUAUCGGCCCCAACCCCUGUCUAAUAUGAUUUUGUUUGCGGACUUUAAUUUGAGGCAAACUGUUACUUUGUAUAAAAAUAUUAUUGACAGCAACAGCGCCAAUAUAACGGCCGCCGAAGAGCUCGAGCUGAUCCAAUUGGUCAAAGAAUUGAAGGAAGUAGAUGAUCAAUUUAUUAAAGCUAUUAUUAGUACUAAUACUUCGGGCAAAACAUUAAGUGAUCGCCUGUUGGAGCCGUUGAUGGAGUCGUUGCCGAAACUGUUUGUCGAGGACUACGUCCAGGAAAUACUAAUGACGGGAGAAAUGAGUGCCGAAAACAUACGAUACGGACAGAAGUACUGGAAGAGAACCAAACACGUGAUGCUCACAGCGCGUUUAGAAAUGCUAAAAUAUGCGCUAAGUGUGGCCACCAAUGAUAACGAGCGCCAAUUUCUGAACCGAGUUGUGUUAGGAAUGGGCCGAAAACUGGGCAAAUAUUUAGACAAUUUUGAACACUUAUUGGGCGGCAUUGGAGACGACAUACUAAUACACGCGCCCACUAAUACGCUCGUCGAGAACCAUCUAGUACUUUGGCGUGAAAUGAAACGUGGUUCAUUUGUACGCAUGAUGGCCACCGAUUUGGUGCCCGCCUGGCACUUCAUACAGCUCCGGGAGUAUCUCAAACGUCAGCCUCAAUACAAGCCGAGCCCGUUGUCUAACUUUAUAUUUUAUAUGGACUUUCCAGUUGAGGCAAUGUUCAACUUUUACAAGAGUGUCAUUGACUCACACGCGACAAAUAUAACGGCUGCCGAAGAGCUCGAGCUCUUCCAAUUGGGCAAUGAAAUGAAUCAACUCGAUCUCAAAUUUCAUAUAAUGCCUAUCCUUCCAAAGGACAAAACAUUAUGCGAUCGAGUGUUUGAUUCAGUAGAGGACGCGAUGGCGAAGAUGUAUAAAACAGAUUUCGUUCAGAAAGUAUUAAUGAACGCAACGCUGAGUCCGGAAAACGUACGCUUCGGUCGCAACUACUGGAAGCGAUCCAACGAUUAUGUUAUGAAUGUGUUUGGCAACUAUAACACAAAGUUUGAACAACUAUUGGGUGGCGUUCCCGAAGAAGUGCGGCUCCGGGCGAUGGACGAGUCGGCCAUUGACUUUCAGCUAAUCAUUUAUCGCGAAAUGAAACGUGGUUCGUUUGUGCGCAUGAUGUUGGUAGAAAUGGUGCCCGUAUGGCGUACACUACACCUACGAGAGUACGUCAAACUCCAGCCCUUGUAUCGGCCCCAACCCCUGUCUAAUAUGAUUCUGUUUACGGACUUUAAUUUGAGACAUAUUGUUACCUUGUUUAAAAAUAUUAUCGAUAGCCACAGCGCCAAUAUAACGCCGUCCGAAGAGCUCGAGCUGAUCCAAUUGGUCAAAGAAUUGAAGGAAGUGGAUGAUCGAUUUAUUAAAGCUAUGUAUUAA